CUUGACCGUCCCUUUCCUCCUCCAGCAGAAAUCGGUCAAUUCGAAGAAGCCCCGUUAUCGUCCCAGCUGCACGCAUGAUCUUCGGCUGCCCCAUCUCACACAGCAUUCUGGCCGGGCGGCGGACGAGCAUUGCCAAUUGGUCUCACUACGCGACCACAACGAGCCAUCGUCUCAUCUCAAAUACAAUACUCCGGCGCCCAGGACAUUUGGGCUUGCAUACUGCACGCACGCACGCCCGCACGCACGCACGCACGCACAACUAAAUCUGUUGCAUAUGAGCCCACACGCCUGCUGCUGAGGGGGCAGAUCCUCACAUCAUCUGAGCACAAUACAGUUCUCUCGUUCUGAUCAUUAUCAUUGCCGCCAUUGACACUAUAUAUCGCCACCACUGCGAGCGAGUUGCCCUUCGCACUUGCAAACGCUUUGAACGACAGGCUUGGCACGAACACUCGAUGUCUCGACCAACACCCGUGCAGCCACCACCUUACGACGAUCCGAGAGCAAUGGCACACAUGCAGCGCGCCUCGGCAUUCCCUCCACCACAACACUAUUAUGAACGACCAGAGCAGCUGCGAUCAUCUGGUCCGCAGUUGCCUCCCAUUCAUGCCAUGCCGCCAACACGAUCUGGAUUCGAUGCCAGUGGUCACCCCGUACAGCUCCCGCCGAUGCAGGUACCUCAUCACACUUCUCUAUCUCCCGGAAGAGCGCCCUCACGAUCGAUACCAGUGUCGCAGCUGUUGACUAGCCCGCCAUCUCCUCCACGAUCUCAGCAGCCGGUGGCAGUCAAUCCAGGCCGGCCAACGUAUCAGGCGCCCGCAAGUGUCUAUAGCAACUCGCCUUCGGAGCUCCGCACGCCGCCCCAACGGUUACCGCACAUGUCCCACAAUCGCCUGGAGCAAGCGCCUGUGCAGCAUCGGCAUCCAUAUCCACAACAACAACAACCACAACAACAAGCAGUGCAGUAUCAGUAUCAGCAGGAUGCAUGUGGUCAGACGGCGGCUAGUUCCGAGUACAAUGCAUCCCAUCACUACAGUCCCUCGAUGAGUGUGUAUUCCUCUCCGAGAAGCUAUCCCCAGUCACAAGCAUCGCCGCGACCGCCUAUAGCUCCUGCAAGCCAGACAGUAUCUGCUCCGAAGCCGAAGCCGAAACCCCAACCUCCUCCACACAACUACAACCUCACGAUACGACAACAGCCCGCAGCAGCUCGUGCAUGUGGAUUUGGCGAGCGCGAUCGCCGAGUCAUAGAUCCUCCUCCGAUCCUCGAGAUGAAGAUUACAGACCGCAAUGGCUUACCAGAGCAGGAUCUCAAUGGCAUGCUUGCACUACACUGUACUCUGAUCAAUUCUGAUGGCGGCGAUGACGAGACGGAGCAAGCACCCGCUGUGCCCGACAUGCCCUCCACACGCCGUCUCAUGGGAACCCUGGUAGCCUCGCCAUAUCAAGCCAAGGAUGAAAACGGCAUUGCGGGCACCUUCUUCGUCUUCCCCGAUCUGAGCUGUAGAUCUCCGGGCAGAUAUAGACUCAAAUUCAAGCUCAUUCGCGUCGAUGGUACCAACAUGACAUGCGUCACGACCCAUGGAAGCGUGGUCUCCGAAGUCUUUAGUGUGUAUACCGCAAAGGACUUUCCCGGCAUGCGAGCCAGCAGUUCAUUGCUCAAGGCGCUGCGUCGACAGGGCUUGAAUGUCGGCGUGAAGAAGGGAUCGGAGGCGCGCAAGGGGAAGGCGAAGACGAACAAGUCCCACGACCACUCGGCAUCAUCGGACGAAGAAGGCAGCGAUGACUCGGAGAGCGGUUCGGGAAGCACGAGUCCCAAGGCAAAGUCUUCCAGCAAGAAAGGGAAGAAGAGAAGAAGGGAUUGAAAAGAAAAAAAAAUCAUUGGGAGAGAAAGAGACUAGUAGAGUACGGCAGAACUCCGACCCAACUCAGACUUUGACGAUGAUGACGAUGAUGAUGCGAGAGGCGAUCGAGUGAACAGGUCAGCACCGCCUCUUGGUCUGAUAUCACUAUAUAUGUAUGUGUGUAUGUAUGUGCGAUGUAUGUGCGAUGUGUGUGUGUGCGUGUGCGUGUUGUGUACGGGGCAUAAUUGAAGCAGGCUACUAUACUAUACAGUACCUACCUUACCUAGUACCUGUAUUAGGUACCUUAAUUCAC
Molecule: messenger RNA, 2151 nt
Organism: Sphaerulina musiva SO2202
Lineage: Eukaryota; Fungi; Ascomycota; Dothideomycetes; Mycosphaerellales; Mycosphaerellaceae
Exons: 1
Coding region: 453-1859 (468 amino acids)
Source: RefSeq, a predicted model, not a curated record